AUGGAGUUAUUCAGAAGUUUUGCUUUCCUCUUAGUCCUAAACCUGCUGCAGGGGUCGAAUACUUCCUUAGUUAGCCAGAAUGGCAAUGGUUACGAAGACAUUAUUAUUGCUAUAGACCCUGCUGUGCCAGAAAAUGAAAAAAUAAUUGAACAAAUAAAGGACAUGGUGACUACAGCUUCUACUUACCUGUUUGAAGCCAUGGAAAAAAGGCUUUUUUUCAAAAAUGUGUCUAUAUUAAUUCCUGAGAAUUGGAAGGAAAAUCCUCAAUACAGGAAGCCAAAACAUGCUGAUGUUAGAGUUGCACUACCUACCCUCCCAGGUAGAGAUGAACCAUACACCAGGCAGUUCACAGCCUGUGAAGAAAAAGAAUACAUUCAUUUCACACCUGACUUUGUACUGGCAAAAAAAAAUUUGAAAUAUUUUCCCACAGGUAGAGUAUUUAUCCAUGAGCAGGCCCAUCUUCGCUGGGGAGUGUUUGAUGAGUAAAAUGAAGAUAAGCCUUUCUACAGCUCUAAUGCAGAAAAAAUUGAAGCAACAAGAUGUUCCACAGGUAUCUCUGGUUUGAAUAGGGUUUAUACGUGUCAAGAAGGCAGUAUCACUAGAACAUGCAGAAUGAAUUCUAAAACAAACCUGUAUGAGAAAGAUUGUCAAUUCUUCCCUGAUAAAGUUCAGAGAGAAAAGACAUCCAUAAUGUUUAUGCAAACUACUGAAUUCUGUGAUGAAGAAAAUCAUAACUGAGAAGCUCCAAGCCUACACAAUGAAAAGUGUAAUUACAGAAGCAUAUGGGAGGUGAUCAGCAAUUCUGAAGAUUUUAGUAACACUCAGCCUAUGGAGACACCACCCCCUCCCCCUGUCUUCUCAUUGCUGAGGAUCAGACAAAGAAUAGUGUGCUUGGUUCUUGAUAAGUCUGGAAGCAUGUCGUCUUCUGAUCACCUAAAUCGAAUGAAUCAAGCUGCAAAACAUUUUCUGCUGCAGACUGUUGAGAAUGGAUCCUGGGUGGGGAUGGUUCACUUUGAUAGUAAAACCAGUAUUAAAAGUAAGCUGAUUCAAAUAAUAAGCAGCACCGAAAGAAGCAAGCUCUUGGAGAGCUUACCUACAGCAGCUUCUGGAGGAACUUCCAUCUGCAGUGGAAUUCAAGCCGCAUUUGAGGUGAAAGUGAUUGGAGAGUUAUACUCUGAAAUAGAUGGAUCUGAAAUAGUGCUCUCUGAUGGGGAGAAUAGCUCUGUAGGCACUUGUGUUGACCGAGUGGAACAAAGCAGAGCCAUUGUUCAUUUUAUUGCUUUGGGACCAUCUGCUGAUCAAGCAGUAAUAGAGAUGAGCACUUUAACAGGAGGAAGCCAUUAUUAUGCUUCAGAUGAAGCCCAGAGCAACGGCCUCAUUGAUGCUUUUGGGGCCCUUACAUCAGGAAACACCCAUGUCUCCCAGAAGUCACUUCAGCUUGAAAGUAAAGGAUUAACAUUGACCAGUGAUCCCUGGAUGAAUGGCACUGUAAUAAUUGAUAGCACGGUGGGAAAAGAUACAUUCUUUCUCAUCACAUUGGACAAACAGGCUCCUGAUAUUUCUCUCUGGGAUCCCAAUGAAACACUGAUAAGAACUUUCACAGAGGACACAGUUCCCAAAAUGACCUAUCUUGGUAUUCCAGAAACUGCAAAGGUGGGCAUUUGGACUUACACACUUCAAGCCAAAACAAACCCAGAAACAUUAACUAUUACAGUAACUUCUCGGGCAGCAAACUCUUCUGUAUGUCCAAUCGUGGUGAAUGCUAAAGUGAAUAAAGACACAAACAGCUUCCCCAACCCAAUGAUUGUUUAUGCAGAAAUUCUACAAGGAUACGUAGCCAUUCUUGGAGCAAAUGUGACUGCUGUCAUUGAAUCAAAAAGUGGAAAUACAGAAGUUUUGCAACAUUUGGGUAAUGGUGCAGGAUAUGUAUGCAUCCCUGUGGCAGUGUGGAACAGUAGGACAGGUACCAGAAGAACUGAUGUAGAUUAUGAUGGAGUAGAAGGACCGUCAGGAAAUUCUAUACAGUCCAGCUCUUCCGCCGAGGCCAACGCCCACGGUGGCGGCCGCACUCCCGGCCCGCCAGGCCCAGCUUCUCGGCUGCCGCCGCCUGGCGUACGGCCUGCUCUGAGGCGCGCCUUCUCUCCCCUCGCCCCACCGUCCUCCUCCCCCUUCACGGAAACGACAGCUGUGGUGGCGUGGCUGGCGCCGCCUCCCUCCACCUACCACGUCUGCCCCCGGCGCCCCAGCCCGGCCGCGGCGCCUCCGCCUCCCAGCUAA
Messenger RNA from Cynocephalus volans (Philippine flying lemur), 2277 nucleotides. RefSeq names its product calcium-activated chloride channel regulator 4-like. Gene Ontology annotation, molecular function: intracellularly calcium-gated chloride channel activity. The record is from RefSeq and is a predicted model, not a curated record. Gene Ontology annotation, biological process: chloride transport. Lineage: Eukaryota; Metazoa; Chordata; Mammalia; Dermoptera; Cynocephalidae. Gene Ontology annotation, cellular component: plasma membrane.